AUGCCUACACAGCCGUUCUCCAGCUCCAUGUUUGAGUACCUCGUCCAGGCGGGCCAACAGCAACGCGAGUCUUCGCUUCGGGUGACCUACAGCUUCAUGGCCAUACUUGAGGAAGUGGCGAACGCGACCGUCCUUGUCCUGGGCUGGGCAGGCGAAGGGUUCUGA
Sparassis crispa is the source of this 165-nucleotide messenger RNA. RefSeq lists its product as hypothetical. The transcript has 2 exons. Lineage: Eukaryota; Fungi; Basidiomycota; Agaricomycetes; Polyporales; Sparassidaceae. The record is from RefSeq and is a predicted model, not a curated record. The coding region runs from base 1 to 165 and encodes 54 amino acids.